Marmota monax (woodchuck) is the source of this 3343-nucleotide messenger RNA. Its product is annotated as ATP-binding cassette sub-family D member 3-like. The record is from RefSeq and is a predicted model, not a curated record. Lineage: Eukaryota; Metazoa; Chordata; Mammalia; Rodentia; Sciuridae. Gene Ontology annotation, cellular component: peroxisomal membrane; peroxisome. Gene Ontology annotation, molecular function: ABC-type transporter activity; long-chain fatty acid transmembrane transporter activity; ATP binding. Gene Ontology annotation, biological process: fatty acid beta-oxidation; very long-chain fatty acid catabolic process; peroxisome organization.
CAGCGCUUCCUGCACUAAGGUAGUUGCCGCCGAGUCCCCUUCGCCGGCUCGCUCGCCCUGGUGGUGCCAUGGCGGCCUUUAGCAAGUACUUGACGGCGCGGAACUCCUCGCUGGCGGGGGCCGCUUUCCUGCUGCUCUGCCUGCUCCACAAGCGGCGCCGCGCCCUCGGCCUGCACGGAAAGAAGGGAAAAAAAGAGCGAGCUGUGGUGGACAGGGUGUUUUUAUCAAGGCUCACACAGAUCCUGAAAAUCAUGGUCCCUAGGACAUUUUGUAAAGAGACAGGAUACUUGAUACUUAUUGCUGUUAUGCUGGUGUCUCGAACAUAUUGUGAUGUUUGGAUGAUUCAAAAUGGGACACUCAUUGAAAGUGGUAUCAUUGGUCGUAGCAGAAAAGAUUUCAAGAGGUACUUAUUCAACUUCAUCGCUGCCAUGCCUCUCAUCUCUCUGGUUAAUAACUUCUUAAAAUAUGGGUUAAAUGAGCUUAAACUGUGCUUCCGAGUAAGGCUCACCAGAUACCUCUAUGAGGAGUAUCUCCAAGCUUUCACAUAUUAUAAAAUGGGAAAUCUGGACAACAGAAUAGCUAAUCCAGACCAGCUACUUACACAGGAUGUAGAAAAAUUUUGUAACAGUGUAGUUGAUCUGUAUUCAAAUCUUAUUAAGCCAUUUUUAGAUAUAGUUUUAUAUAUUUUCAAGUUAACAAGUGCAAUUGGAGCUGAGGGCCCAGCAAGCAUGAUGGCCUACUUGGUUGUGUCUGGGCUAUUCCUAACUAGACUGAGAAGGCCCAUUGGUAAGAUGACAAUUACUGAACAAAAAUAUGAAGGUGAAUAUAGAUAUGUUAAUUCCCGGCUCAUUACAAACAGUGAAGAAAUUGCAUUUUACGACGGGAAUAAAAGAGAAAAGCAGACAAUCUACUCAGUCUUCCGGAAACUGGUGGAACACCUACAUAAUUUCAUUUUGUUUCGGUUUUCAAUGGGCUUCAUUGAUAGCAUAAUUGCCAAAUACUUUGCCACUGUAGUUGGUUACCUGGUUGUGAGUCGUCCUUUCCUAGAUUUGUCUCAUCCUCGUCAUCUCAAGAGUACCCAUUCAGAGCUUUUGGAGGAUUACUACCAAAGUGGAAGAAUGCUUUUGCGAAUGUCUCAAGCUCUGGGUCGAAUAGUUUUGGCUGGGCGAGAAAUGACUAGAUUGGCUGUUACAGAAUUAAUGCAAGUACUGAAGGAUUUAAAUCAUGGCAAAUAUGAACGCACAAUGGUCUUGCAGCAGGAAAAGGGUACUGAAGGAGUACAAGUCAGUACCUUGAUACCUGGUGCUGGAGAAAUCAUCAAUGCAGAUAACAUUAUAAAGUUUGAUCAUGUUCCUUUAGCAACACCAAAUGGAGAUAUCUUAAUCCGAGAUCUUAAUUUUGAAGUUCGAUCUGGGGCCAAUGUUCUAAUUUGUGGUCCAAAUGGCUGUGGAAAGAGUUCACUCUUUCGUGUUCUUGGUGAAUUAUGGCCUCUUUUUGGAGGACGUCUAACUAAGCCAGAGAGAGGAAAGUUAUUUUAUGUUCCUCAGAGACCUUGUAUGACUCUUGGAACACUUCGAGACCAAGUGAUAUAUCCAGAUGGAAGAGAAGAUCAGAAAAAGAAGGGGAUAUCUGAUCUUGUACUGAAGGAGUACCUGGACAAUGUACAGUUGGGUCAUAUCCUUGAACGGGAAGGAGGCUGGGACAGCAUUCAGGAUUGGAUGGAUGUGCUUAGUGGAGGAGAAAAACAGAGAAUGGCAAUGGCAAGAUUAUUUUAUCAUAAACCCCAGUUUGCCAUUUUGGAUGAAUGCACAAGUGCAGUCAGUGUGGAUGUGGAAGGCUACAUUUACAGUCAUUGUCGGAAGGUUGGCAUUACGCUCUUCACUGUGUCACACAGAAAAUCUCUUUGGAAACACCAUGAGUACUACCUACAUAUGGAUGGCAGAGGCAAUUAUGAAUUCAAACAGAUCACAGAAGAUACAGUUGAGUUUGGCUCUUAGAGAAAUCUGGAGUAACUGUACCUGCUUCAAUGAAAUCAAAUUAUUACAGAAUACUCUUAGAAAUACAAAGUGCAUUGUAAAAUAAAGUUGAGCUUGUUUUUUUUUUUUUUUGAAAAAAAAAAACAAAACAACGAAUUAACUAGGUAAAGUGUAAUUGAGGACAUAUUAAAACAUUUAAUAUUAUAUAGGAUAUUGCUAAUUGUGUAUAUGUUGGUUUAAUUAUUAAUAUGUACUAAGAAUGUCCUUAUUCUUGUGGUUAAAAACCUGCCUAAAUUAAAUUGGGCUUAAAUCAGUGUAAUCUGAUUCAUCCUGGGAUGUAAACCAUUUGAAGUCAGCUAAUCUGACUUUUAUGGCUCUGUCUUUUCCUUCAAUGAAGAGCCCUGUUUAAAACUGGGGUCAUCUCUUGUCCAGUUCAAACAAAGUAGUCUUGAGUUUCAUUUUCUUGUGCCCCAUGGUAAUGGGAACCAAACGAAUCACAGUAUAUUCUUAAAAUGUAUGACAUCUCUUUGCUUAAUGGCAUUUAUCACACAGUGGCAGAUUUCUUUUGCUGCCAAUUAUACUCAUUCCUUAUAUAUGCCUUGGGGUGUACUUGACCCCAAGAGAGCCAUUUGGACUUUAUUAAGCUAAAUAAUAAAUGUGCCCUUCUCAAUCUGCAGGAUUGAGUUGUUUUGAGGGUUCUUUGUGGUGAUGUAAUGAAAGUGUAUGUAUAGUCUUGCCUAGAAGGGAUGGUUACUACAUGUCACACCUAGUCUUCCCAAUGUUUGGGAUAUUAAAAUGCAAAGUUCUUACAUGUCAAGCUCAAGGUCUUACAAGCAGUUUAGAUCUUGAAGAAAAUUGGACAGAUUUGUGUGUUAGGAGCCUACUCUUUAGAAGCGUGGUGGUCAUAUGGUCUUAGACUCCAGGUGAGCCAUAGGUAAUGCACCACGUGAAGCAAUGCACUGAGUAUGCAGGGCCAUCACAGUCUCUGACUGUGAUUUUAUUUUGAAGAAUAUGUUAAAAAUUAUCACACACAUGGGUGAAUUAUGUUUCCUAGGUACUGGUUUAUCUCUGAAUCUUGAAUAACUUUUUCACAUUUGGGUUAUUAUAUUAAAACUAUCCUAAGUGAAUUUCAGUUCACCAAACCAACAUUAAUGACUACAUGUAUUAUUUGCACAAGGAGAACUGAAUCUGAGUGUAAUUAAUAAGCUAGACAUGAAUCAGUUUUAUCAACGUGGGUUUGGAAAGGGGCAUUUUAUAAUCUUGUUUCUGCAACUGGUUUUAUUUUUUGCAAAAUUAACUAAAAUCACUGGCUAUCGAAGUAAACUUGAUGUACUGAUUACAUAAUACAUAACAUUCAGUUUUUACCA